GUGCAGGUAGAAUAAAAUGUAAAAUAGAUACAGAUUCAUUCCCAGGACACUAUUCGGCUGUUAUGUUCCUGAAACAUCGCGUCUGUCGAUGUGUGUCGAGGAACCCUGUGCCAGCAUAUUUAUUUUCAUGCAACACAAAACUAUGAUUGAAUCUUAAAAUUAGAUUUUUAAGCUUUUUCCUUUAAAAAAACAACAACAAAACUCUAAUAUUUCAGAUGCAUCAUGUUUGUCAGUGAUCCUGCGUUCUAGUUAUCACUGUGGGAAAGUGGGGUGGUUGUUUUUCUAUUUUAAUAAUUUUGUGACUGCACGAAUCUCCUUAAGUGUUUUCUCUUUAUGGCUUGUUUUUUAACAAUUUAUUUUAUUUUAUUUUUAAGGGUUAGGUCGGUUUUGUUUGUCUAAGCAAGCGUGUUGUUUUUUCCCCCUUGUUCGCUAAACUCGUCUUUUGUCUCUCUUUCAUUCUGCAUCGUGUAUAGGCUACGUGACUGCUAAGUGAAGCCUAAAAGCAUCAGAUAUGUGGUAAUCAGCCUUUCAUGCACAUGUAGAAGCCGUUGUUUGAUACUGUGUUUUAUACCGCAAUAUCCAGUAUGCGCUUUUUUCCCCGUGGAACACCCACACAGUUUUGAUUAUGUCAUGGUAAAUCUAUAGACUAGCUUUGUAUAUUGCUGUAUGGUAGGAACAAUGUUUUUCGUGCUUUAUGUGAUAUGAUGUCAAAGUAAGAAAAUGCACUGAGAAAUACUGUGCUGCAAUAUGUCAUUGUGGCUCUAUAUUCUCUGCUGGACCUCCAGACUUUAUAGUGAGCCUGACAUCUUUUGUGGGUUCUUUAUUUCCGUUUGUUUUUUGUUUUGUGUUGUUUUGUUUUUUAAACACUUUUUGUGCUCAUGUAGAUAAGCGCUGACUGAUGCGUCGCCUGUUACUGCCACCUUUUUAAGCAGUAACGUUCAGGUAUCGCACCAGUGUUUACAGAGACAAGAGUUUACAGCAGAGCAACGUUUGUUUUCCUCUACCUUAAAAUGUUUCAGCUGAGUUAAAUACUGUAUCUGGAAAAACAGACUACAUGCAUGUAGAACCACUUGCAGUGUAGAUUAGCUAAACAAUUUUGUGGUUUAAACAGUGAAUCAGUAAGGUUGAACAGUUAUUUCAAUAUUAUUAUUUAUUAAUUCAGAGUUAUCUGAUAUUUCGUUUGGACCUCGUCCAUAUGCAUUUCAAGGCCCUUGAAGCACUUUUCAUUUACUUGAAAAACUUUUAUUCUGCAGGAAUUCCACUUCCUGUUACAUAUUAGACUAUUUAGAUUCUUUUGGUCUUUACUUCAGAGCAGAUUUGUCUACAGCACUGUAUCUUUUUUCUCCUUCUUUUUAAAGUAAAAUCAACAGUUGAACCAAAGGUAAAAAAAAAAAAAAAAAGAUAGCCAUAAGUAAGAGAAAAAAUUUAAAACUUUUAUAAAACAUCCUCUUUUUUUCCCUCAAAUGAUCCCAUUAUGGUUCAAAUUAUUUCAUAUUUACCUACAAAGUCAUUGUUUAGGUUGGACACAAUUACUGAUUUCUACAACAUGAAUUAAAGGGGCACCUGUUAUGCAUCUCCUUCCAGUUAUAUUUGCUCUUAGAAUGGGAGACACUAAUAAUAAACAAGACCACAGUAAUUACUUUAUCCAAAGCCUGUCCUAAAUGCUUAGUUUUUUUCUGCUCUUGGCUCUGUAUGAUGUCACUGAGAGUGGAUCGUCUUAAUAUGCUCAUCAAAGGCCCCAGUGGGAUAGGCCUAGAGAUUGUUUGGCAAGUGAAGUCACUAUGAAAUUGAUUUCUAAAACGUGUCUGUGGGUCUUAUACUUUAUGUCACUCGGGCCACUUGGGUCCCAGUGACGCUACUUUCGUGAAGGCCCUUGCAGACGCCUGCAUGCCUGCUUGGUUUUUUUUUUGUGACUUGUCCAAAGUGAAUUUACAAUACAAUGCACCAACUACUAGACCUGAACUCCACCCACCUUUCGUUCAAACCUUCUGUAUGUUUAAGGGGAAAAAAGCUAAAACAGCCUGUUGCAUAAACAAAAGAUGUCCUGAGAAGCUGCACCAGGGCCCUCUAUAAGAUACGUGGGGGUUAUUCUGUACUGUGAAUCCUGCACGUCUACUCUAGAAGAGUCAGCAGUUGUUUGUUUUUUUUAAUUUGGUGCUGGAAAUGAGCAUAACAGGUCCCCUUUAAAGAAAUGACUGCUAUAUCCUGUCCACUAGAUGAGAAAUCUAUUUUCUGCAUGAUGCCGAAUUUCAAAGUAUCUUGACAUAUUGUAUUUUGCUUUAAACUAACCAUUUAGUUUUGCCUUUGUUUUAUAAAUUUGUGGUGAAAUCGUAUUUUGUAGUGAAAAAAAACCCCACUGAGACAUAACAUGGACACGAUGAGAAAUAACACGAGUAAGAAAAAUCACAUACAAAUACUGUACAGUCAGACUAAUAGUGGCUCUGUGACACAAGCUGUUAAAACACAAACUGAAUCAGGAAGAUGAAACAGAGUCACGGUCAUGUAAGGUCACUCAGUGGGUUGCCCACAGCUAUGAAUCCUGUGAGUGCAUUUUGAGGACGGCCCAGUGCUGGUUCAAGACUCACACAAUGGCAGCUAAAACGUUCUACAAUGUAUUUUAAGUUGAGUGAAACUAUUCCACACACUGCAAAUGCACUAUGUUCCUGUUGCCGUGAAGAGGUGCACUAUGUUUCUGUAGUGCACUCGCAGCAACAAGAAACAUUAUGCUCGUAUAAUAUGCAAAUCUAGCAUUCUGCAGCAGAGCUUGGCGGGUCUGUACUUUUUCUUUUUGAGCUAACCCUUUAAAAGCAACUGGUCCAAACCUUGUUCUUCAAAUUGUGCGUUUUCUAUUUUAACUGUUAAAAUUGGACCAAAAUAAUCCAAGUUGGCUGUAAAUGUGAGCGACGUUAUAGAUUUGGGGCGGGGCUUUCCAUUUAAAAUGUACCUGAUGUAUUUUUCUCGUGUGAAGGCUUCUGUCUUUGUAUCUUUGCAUUAUUAUUUGUAAAUGAGAUGAAAAUAAAUAUAUCUGAAUAAGCCAAGACACUUGAUUUCUCGUAUUGUGUUUUUUUCUCAUUAGCUUGACUCCAAAAAGUACUAGAAAACAAAGACGUGCAGCAGUAGUUUCAUGGUGUUUGCAGCCCCCAUAACUGGCAUAACUUAGACUUUCUCACCCACUCCAGGACUUCAGUUGCCCUGCCUCUCCCACUCUUUCCGCACCAACAGUUUUAAUGAGUUUCUACUUUUUUUUAUGUGGGAUGGAUACUAAAGCUAAGACUGCUGGUGAGAGGACAGUCUUUUCUAUGACUUAAAUGUGUUCUGGGCUUUGCGUGGAUUGGAUUAUGCUGUGGUUGUCAAGAAAUUAGUUUGAGAUUAAAUGUUUUAAUUCUAUUUGGUUACAACAGUUAACCCUAAAUGUGUCUCUUCUUAUUGUUGAUUAUCCUUAACUAAAACUAAAACUAGAUCUGAAAUAAAAUGUUCAUUAAAAAUAAAAACUAAAUACGUAGGAAAUGCCCUUCCUAUUUGUUUAUUGGUUAAGCUUUGUUAUCCUAACUUGCCUACAGUCUACAAGACUGAGUCAACUGCUGUGUAAAAGUGCAUUUUUUUUAAAAUUAUAAUACUUAUACUGAUUCUUGUAAAUUUUGCCUCUGGGACAUGCCCUUCAUAUAAUAUUACUUAAAAAUAUUAAGACUAACUAAAAACAUUUUCAAAAUGCCCAAAUGCUAAAAUGCCUUGUUGGUGUCAAAGGUUAGAGGAGAAUGCCCAGACCAUCUUCAGGAUGAAGACCACUCAUUGAAGCCAAAGUAUGCAGAAGAGCAUAUCUGAACACACAGCACAUCAAACCUUGAAGCAGAUGGGCUACAGCAGCAGAAGAUCACACCACCCCAGCUAAGAACAGGAAACAGAGGCUAUGAUUCACACAGAAUCCCCCAAAUUCUAUAAUAGCAUAUUGGAAAAAUGCUGUCUGGUCUAAUAUGUCUUGAAUUUCUGCUGCGGUGACUGACAUCACGGAUGUGCUGUUGACAAAUCUGCAGCAACUGUGUAAUGCUAGUAUGUCAAUAUGGAUCAAAAUCUCAGAAACCUUGAUGAACCUGUGCCGUGAUGAAAUACGACAACUCUGAAUGUAAGAAGGGGUCACAUGUAAAGUCAUUCUUGCAUCAUAUCUGAUGGCCCCAUCAAUCUAGCACAGCCCGUCCUGCUUUGCUCCUGUGGACAGGCUGUGCUCUUUGACGUAUGCUUUGUUGUUUUAGAAACUGCAGGACUCCAUCUACUGGUGAAAUGCUGUAAUAUAGAAGGAUCGAUUUUAGACAUGAGUAACUACUGUACUUCGUUGCGAUAAACACACACAUAUGUUUCUUUUAUUCGAAUGCCUGACAGAAUGUGUGCAGCUUUGGCAACAGAAUGCGUAACUAAUGCUCAAAACAAAACAAAGCAAACGUUUGGACACUUUAAAAAAUAAUACUAAGUGGUUGUGGUUAAAUCUGUCUUGGAGAAGUUAGCGUGGGGGAGCUUUGGUAUUUUUGAGAUGUGGCUAGCUGGCUUCUGACAGUGGCGAACAGUUUUGAACACAGCACGAAACUGUUGGAAAACCAUUAGAUUUUGCGCUACAAAUCACUUUUAUAAAAGUAUCAUUAUUUGUUAUUUAGGGGUCAAAGGCAGUGCGUAAUUCGUUUACAUACUACAUGAUCUGCUGUACAAUGUUUACUGUGUAACCACAAGUAGAUGGAGUCCUGCGGUGGUGCACAUCCCUGAGUGUAUCAGGUAUGUUUACUUGAGGACGUGCAGACGUCAAAGCGCACACAACGUAUCCCGGCAUGCAGCAGGAGGCCGUGGAGCGAUCCUGCAGCUGGUAGUGAGUUGCGAGAGCGCCGAAGAGGCAGCAGCAAACGGGCAACAUAGCUCACACGUUUCCCUACUCCAUGUGAGAUAAGCCGAGCCGUUACCUUACAGGCGACAGAAAAUAUGCUGUACGGACGCCUGACGUGUUCCCGAAGCGGCUUUUGAGUCAUCAUUGUCACCCGGUUUUCAUUUUGGAGGAUUCCUCCCUCCAUCCUCCGGAUCGCACCGAACAGGCAAUGACAACGGUCUCAGCAACCCCGCAGCAGAUGAGGGAACGGCUGCUGCAGGCCAUCGACAGUCAGAGCAAUAUAUGCAAUAUGGUGGUCGUACUGGAAGUAAUUGCCUGCCUUGAAAAGUAUCCUAUCACCAAAGAAGCACUUGAGGAAACUCGACUAGGAAAGUUGAUCAAUGAUGUGAGGAAGAAGACGAAGGAUGAAGACCUGGCUAAACGAGCUAAGAAACUCUUGAGGAACUGGCAAAAGCUGAUUGAACCUGGGCCAGCUGUGGCUGCAAGUGUUCCUGGCUCUACCAAUGGCAGUUCUCAUCCCUGCAGAACCGAUGCCUCUCCUUCUGACAUUUCUGUGCCAGGGAAAGGUGUCCCUGAGGUCAAAAUCAGAAAUGACGUUCACAACACGUACUCACCAAAAGCUGAGAAAUCAAGCAGCCGCAAGCGGCGGGCAGAGCACAGAGACAGUGGAGUGUACUUGCAAGAAAAAAUCUCCAAAAUGUCCCCAUAUGAUAACUCUGUUUCAACGCCACCCACCAAUGGGAUUGCAGGCAGUCCGGAUGCCCUCCCUGACCAGGAGGUUGUCCCGUCUCCUGACAGAUCUCGAGUUGAGCACCUUGAUAAUGAUAAAAUGAACAGAAUUCCUGUUAAUGCUGUCAAGCCUCGCCCCAGCUCUCCCGGGGUGGCCAAACUACCCAGCACUUCCUCUUUGAUUAAAGUUGCUGUGAUGCAGCAACAGGCCAGAUUGGAUGAAGGAGGCGGGGGCUAUUAUCAAGCCAGAAGUCCUCGUGGUCUCACUACCAGCCCAAGGAGUACGAAGCAAGAUACAAUGACCAAGCGCUCUUCAACAUAUGCACCAAAAGGAACGCCGGUCCCAAGCCCUUCCUCCAGGGACUCUCCCUUAUCUUUUUCCCACACCGUGUCGUCCCCGGCCUCAUCUUAUGCUGACAAGCUGCCACAUUCUUCUAAUAGGUCUUCAAUGCACUGGGCCAGCAGUUCAGAAGCCUCCUCUCUUUGCCCAUCACAAGACAUAUCUGCAACACUGGAAUCCCCAUCAGUCUCCCCCUCACCUUCUCUCUCCCAGCAGAACUCAGAACCACACAGACAGAUUUCUGAGGGAGCUAUGGUUGUGUCUGAUGACGCAGAUGGGCCAACGGUACCAAAUUCGGAACAUAAAAGGAGGAAGUACAGGUCUAGAGAUUACUCUGUCAACUUAGAUGGCCAGAAAAUUGAGGACACCACUAAACCCGUUCGGUUAAAAGAACGCAGAUUAACGUUUGACCCGGUCACAGGUCAGAUUAAACCUCUGGUGCAUAAAGAACCUUCUCAAACAGAUGAAGCACCCACUCCUGACCCCGCUGAGUCUAGGCAGAGAACUGAAAGCACUGUACAACAGUGCGCUGCCACUGCCACAGUCCCAGGUCCUAGCCCUAACCCCUUCCACCACACAAACUGGAAGGAGCUGUCUAGAAAUGAAAUCAUCCAGUCCUACUUGAACCUUCAGAGCAAUGUCCUUAACUCCUCGGGGGUUCAGGCCCCUAGUGCACACUUUUUCAUGUCGGAAUAUCUGAAAAGGGAAGAACAGGAAAUUAAGGAGUCGCGGAAGAUGCACGUUCUCCAAACGGACAAUUUGACAGGGGAUUUACCGGGCGUGAGCCGGGACGUGACAGAUGAGGACUUGGACAGGAUACACACACAGCACUGGCAGGGGGUGAAUGGCGUUUGUGACACCAAGGGCACCUGGUACGAUUGGACAGAUUGCAUAUCACUGGACCCUCACGGGGAUGACAGCAAAUUGAACAUCCUGCCAUACGUUUGCCUAGACUGAAGGGGUACGGGAAGGUUGCAGUACUUUUCCACUCCUUUCCUCAUCUCACCACAGAGACGAGAUACUUUGUCAUUUAAUUUUUUAUUUUUUUUUGUUCACUGUGAGUUUGGCAAAAAUCAGGCCUGCCAAACUCCACUCCCCCACGCCUCUUCCUCUUUCUGUGAUAAUCUAUUAAGAUUUUGGUAUAAAAGAAGUGUAAAGAUUAAAAGACUAGUUGAGUUUGUAAUAUCAA
Haplochromis burtoni (Burton's mouthbrooder) is the source of this 7122-nucleotide messenger RNA. RefSeq names its product cofactor required for Sp1 transcriptional activation, subunit 7 (gene crsp7). Lineage: Eukaryota; Metazoa; Chordata; Actinopteri; Cichliformes; Cichlidae. The record is from RefSeq and is a predicted model, not a curated record. Bases 5073 to 6890 code for a protein of 605 amino acids. Gene Ontology annotation, molecular function: transcription coregulator activity. Gene Ontology annotation, biological process: positive regulation of gene expression; regulation of transcription by RNA polymerase II. Gene Ontology annotation, cellular component: nucleus; mediator complex; core mediator complex. The transcript has 3 exons.